AUGAGUCCUGAAGAGGAGGGUUCCGCAAGUGUGGGUGCUGUGGAGACCACUCUGAAGAAAACUCCGUAUAAGCAUCCAAAAUAUUCAAACGUGACCUUCUGGGACCUUCCUGGAACUGGGACCCCUAAUUUUUUUCCAGAAACAUAUUUAGAAAAGGUAGAAUUUGCUAACUAUGACUUCUUCAUCAUCAUUUCUUCCUCACGGUUCAAGUUAAAUGAAGCUGUGCUGGCCCAGAAAAUCAAGGAGAAAGGGAAGAAUUUCUACCUUGUUAGGAGCAAAGUAGACAGUGAUUUAUACAAUGAAGAGAAAAGCAGACCGAGGUCCUUCAAAAAGGACAGAGUCCUCCAGCAUAUUCGAGACAACUGCCUGGAAAACCUCAGUGACAUUGGAGUGUCUGAGCCCCGCAUCUUCUUGAUCUCCAACUUUGACCGGACUGACUUUGAUUUUCCAAGCCUGGAGGAGACUCUGCUGAAGGAGCUCCCUGCACACAAGCGUCACACCUUUGCCCUCCUGCUGCCCAGUCUGUCUGAAGCUGCCAUUGAGCUGAAGAGAGAUUUCAUUAAGGAGAAGAUCUGGCUGGAAGCCCUGAAGUCUGCAGCUUUGGCCUUAUUCUCCUUCAUGCCCAUGAUCAGUGGCUUUGAUUUACCAGAGCAGGAGAAGUGCUUGCACCUUUACCAAAGCUAUUUUGGUCUGGAUGAUAAAUCACUCAGUGAGAUUGCUGAGAACCUGGGCAUAUCUGUGCAGGACAUCAAGAGCUCCAUGAAGUCCUUGAAUUUUUGGUUACUUGUGAAGGAUGACAGCAUAGCAGCAAAUGCCCUGCAAUGUGUUGAAUCCUACUGCUCCAAGAGUGGAGGCAUCCCAUCUACUGUCUUCCAGUUGUUUAAAACCUACUUUAUACAGUUGAAAUUCCUCAAUGCAGUGGCUGAUGAUGCUAAACUUCUCUUGCAGAAAACUUUGCAGUGCUGCAGUGGGAGAGAAUGUGGUGAAUGUGGUGUCACUUCUAAGUGA
Choloepus didactylus (southern two-toed sloth) is the source of this 1008-nucleotide messenger RNA. Its product is annotated as T-cell-specific guanine nucleotide triphosphate-binding protein 2-like. Lineage: Eukaryota; Metazoa; Chordata; Mammalia; Pilosa; Megalonychidae. The transcript has 2 exons. Gene Ontology annotation, molecular function: GTPase activity; GTP binding. The record is from RefSeq and is a predicted model, not a curated record. Gene Ontology annotation, biological process: cellular response to interferon-beta; defense response. The coding region runs from base 1 to 1008 and encodes 335 amino acids. Gene Ontology annotation, cellular component: endoplasmic reticulum membrane.